Molecule: messenger RNA, 312 nt
Organism: Parascedosporium putredinis
Lineage: Eukaryota; Fungi; Ascomycota; Sordariomycetes; Microascales; Microascaceae
Source: the annotation of a GenBank genome assembly
AUGGAUGAACUGGAUCCCUUGAAUUUCGGGAUCAACUUCCACCAAGCUUACGGGUCGGCGGCCUCGGCGGGGCACGGCACCGCCGCUAUCCCAACAUUUCACAGGGUUAUGCGGCGCUUCCCGACACCCGGGAUGCUUGCGGAUAAGGCCAACGCCGAUGAGCUCACGGAAAUGAUUCGGCAUCUUGGCCUGUCAACGAUUCGCGUAGCGGCCAUACAACGCGCGGACAUGCGCAUGGCGGUUGAGGAGAGGAGAAUUGUCUACAAUCCUGAUAAUGGAGGCCUCGAGAUUGUUGAUGUGGUAACCAAUUGA